UAGAUCUCCGACACGUCUGUAGUUUAACUCUUCACUUUGGUCUUUUUAAAGCCUUUAAGCAAAGCCUCUGCAUCCUUAAUCUCUCUCUCUUCUCUCUUUUUUUCUCUCUCGCUCGCAAAACUCUAUUUUUAUUUUUCUUUUAUCUCUUGUAACAAGAAAAAAAAAAAUACAACCCUAUAAUGGAGGUGCCGGUGAUUAAUAGAAUAAGAGAUUUCGAAGUUGGCAUAAACUCGAUUAACGAUCCUUCGUUUCUUUCUCGAUCUGUUGCUGUUUCCGGAAUCGGAAAGCUACACCAAGCUUACGGGUUUUGGAAAUGGGGAGCUUUGAUUAUAGCGUUUCUAGCUUAUUUCACCAACUUUGUUAGUAAACUCAACAGUUUAGUUGUUAGGUUACGAAAAAAUAUAGAUGUCUCUGUCUCUUCACCAACGCUUUUUGAUGAUUACGAUAGCGAUUCCGAUGUUUCUUGUUCGUCUACGGCGUCCUCGGACGAUGAAGAUGAAGAGGAAGAGGAGGAAGAUGACGAAGAAGAUGAGGAUGUUGACUCGAUCUUUAGCCGGGUCAACGGAGGUUUCCGCGUGAGAGGAUCUGAUUAUUAUAACGACGUUGAUGGUGGUGAACGCACGUGGAUGAGGCAGAGGUGUAGUGGUAGUUUUGGAGAUUUGUUCUCGUGGCCUGAUCUUGGUGGGAUUGGUUCGAGUGGUGUUGUGAAGCUUUGGGAUCAUUUAGAUAGCGACGGUGGUGAUGAUGAUGAUGAUGAUGAUGAUCACGAGAAUGUUGUGGCUACGUUUCUCAAGAAUUGUAGCUUCACAUCGUCGCAAGUUUUUCUUGCGGCGGAGAAGAACGGUGUCGACGCCGUUAAAGUGAAGGCGUGUGAUCCACGCGCCGGUUUUAAGAUGCCGGCGUUGCUUGCGGAGUGGAGGCAGCCGGGGAGGUUGUUAGGGAAUAUUAUCGGGAUUGACGCCGGCGGAGUGGAGAAAGUGUACGUCAGGGAUGAUGUUAGCGGAGAAAUCGCGGUGGGAGAUUUGAGGAAGUUUAACGGCGUGUUGACGGAGUGUGAGGCUGAGACAUGGUGGGACGCGGACGUCAUUAUCUCGGGAUGAUGGAUUCGGUUGACGAGAAGGAUGCGAUUAAAAUAAGGUUUAAAGUGGUGGGACGGUUUUGUCUCAAAAGUUUGAAAGAUUCAAAUGCAAAAGUGUAAAACGAGAAACGAUUGCAACAUUUUGUAAAUAACUUUGUCUGUUUGCUUUCCUCUUGGAAUUGUUUUAUCUUAAAAAUUUCUAAGUUCGAUUGAAUGAAUGAUUAAACAUCAGCCUCAAGACUAAUAAAGUGUUCGUGUGUGUUUUGGUCGGUUUCUA
Camelina sativa (false flax) is the source of this 1355-nucleotide messenger RNA. RefSeq lists its product as uncharacterized. NCBI's taxonomy places the organism in Eukaryota, Viridiplantae, Streptophyta, Magnoliopsida, Brassicales, Brassicaceae. The record is from RefSeq and is a predicted model, not a curated record.